AUGGCCACCUCGCUAAAAUCUACAACAAAGCAGGUUCGGCGCCUUUCUGAUCCGGGGUAUCCGUACUGGAAUGUCGAUAUGCCAUUGACCGGCAGCUGGCACCCGAGCCAAGCCUAUUAUGACAAGACGCCCGAGCCUGUGUGCCACAUUGGGCUAAACGAGAGAAAUGGUUUGAAGUUUGCAUCCGUGAGUCUACGGACCUAA
Cordyceps militaris CM01 is the source of this 204-nucleotide messenger RNA. RefSeq lists its product as uncharacterized. The record is from RefSeq and is a predicted model, not a curated record. Lineage: Eukaryota; Fungi; Ascomycota; Sordariomycetes; Hypocreales; Cordycipitaceae. The transcript has a single exon. The coding region runs from base 1 to 204 and encodes 67 amino acids.